This is a messenger RNA of Nothobranchius furzeri (turquoise killifish), 2737 nucleotides long. RefSeq names its product solute carrier family 9 member 2 (gene slc9a2). Gene Ontology annotation, biological process: potassium ion transmembrane transport; sodium ion import across plasma membrane; regulation of intracellular pH. Lineage: Eukaryota; Metazoa; Chordata; Actinopteri; Cyprinodontiformes; Nothobranchiidae. The record is from RefSeq and is a predicted model, not a curated record. Gene Ontology annotation, cellular component: plasma membrane. Gene Ontology annotation, molecular function: sodium:proton antiporter activity; potassium:proton antiporter activity.
AUGGAUUUCAGCUUCACCAGACAAGCUGCUGCGUUUCUGAUCGUCUGCUCAUGUCUGUGUGUCUCAGCAGAAGUCUCGACCCCAGCAGGUGUGACGCUCCUGCCUCCUGUCCAACCUGAAAAUGGUCCCCAGUCCUACCCAAAUGCCAAGAAAUCCAAUUUACCUGUGUUUACAAUCAACUACUCAAGAAUCCAGAUACCAUUUGAGAUCACUCUGUGGAUGCUGCUGGCUUCCUUUGCAAAAGUUGGUUUCCAUGUUUACCAUAAGAUCACCAUUUGGGUUCCUGAGUCCUGCCUCCUCAUAAGCAUCGGUUUGAUUGUGGGGGGCAUCAUGUACUCAGUCCAUGAGGAGCCCCCCGCUGUGCUGAGCAACAGUGUCUUCUUCCUCUACAUAUUACCCCCUAUGGUCCUCGAAUCUGGCUAUUUCAUGCCCACCAGACCUUUUUUUGAGAACAUCGGCACCGUGUUUUGGUUUGCAGUGGUGGGGACCCUGUGGAACAGCAUCGGCAUCGGGAUCUCUCUUUUCGGCAUAUGUCAGAUUGAGGCUUUUGGCGUUCAGGACAUCAACCUCCAGGAGAACCUUCUGUUUGCCUCCAUCAUCUCUGCCGUGGACCCCGUGGCCGUGCUCACUGUCUUUGAAGACGUGUCUGUCAACGAGCAGCUCUACAUUGUGGUGUUUGGAGAGUGCCUCUUUAAUGACGCCGUCACUGUGGUUUUGUACAACAUGUUCAGCUUUGUGGCAGAGAUGCCAGUCGUGGAGCCUGUGGAUGUGUUCCUGGGCAUGGCCAGGUUCUUAGUGGUCGGACUGGGCGGGAUGGGCUUCGGCAUCCUGUUCGGCUUUGUGGCCUCCUUCACGACAAGGUUCACCUCCAAGGUCCGAGAAAUUGAACCCCUCUUCAUCUUCAUGUACAGCUACCUGGCGUAUCUGGUGGCUGAGCUGUUCGCCAUCUCCUCCAUCAUGGCCAUCGUGUGCUGUGCCCUCACCAUGAAGUACUACGUGGAGGAGAACGUCUCCCAGCGCUCCUGCACGACCAUCCGACACGUGGUGAAGAUGCUCAGCUCCAUCUCAGAAACCGUCAUCUUCUUCUUCCUGGGUGUCGUUACCAUCACCACAGAACACGAGUGGAACUGGGGCUACCUCCUCUUUACGCUGUUGUUUGCUUUUAUAUGGAGAAGUUUAGGUGUUUUGGUGCUGAUUCCGAUCAUUAACCCUUUCCGAACCAUCCCCCUCAACCUAAAAGAUCAGUUUGGUUUGGCCUACGGAGGACUGCGGGGUGCCAUCUCAUUCGCUCUGGCCUUCACACUUCCUGAAAGCAUCGUCCGAAAACACCUCUUCGUCACUGCCACCAUCGCGGUCAUCCUCUUUACUGUCUUUCUACAGGGGAUCAGUAUCCGACCUCUGAUUGAAUUAAUCAACGUCCGCAGAACCAACCGCAAGGAGGACCUCAUCAACGUAGAGAUCCACCGCAGGAUGAUGGAGCACACCAUGACAGGAAUAGAGGACAUCUGUGGACAGUGGAGCCAUUUCUACUGGAAAGACAAGUUCAUGAAGUUCAACAAUCGAUUCCUGCGUAGGAUUCUGAUCCGAGACAGCCGGCCUGAGUCCGGUAUUGUUGCCCUCUACAAAAAGCUGGAACUGCAGAACGCCAUGGAGAUUCUGGACUCUGUGUCUGGAGACAUCAGCUCUGCCCCGGCCAUCGUCUCGCUCCAUGAGGAGAAGAAAGGGUCUGCUAAACCGAUGAAGAAAUUCUUGGCUAAGGACCUGAAUAACAUGCAUAACAUCCUGUCCAAGAACAUGUACAGCAUCAGGCAGCGGACGGUGGCUUACACAAAUAAGCAUGCUCUGCCCAACGAGAGUCAAAACAGGGAAAUCCUGAUCCGACGUCACUCCAGCAUCCGUCGGAGCUUCCGACCUGGAAGCUUUCAGUCAACAAAGGUUCCUAAGUCACAGAAGUAUUUCUCACUGCCUCCUGGUCAGAGUUUGGGGUCAAAGUUUCCUUCAGCAAGACAGAGUUAUGCUGAUGACCAUGAAGCCACGUCAGAAGUGGGCUACCCGCUCCGGCUCCCUCAAUCCAACCAUCCCAGGUGCUCCACCUCCGGAGCCGUGAUGCCUCUGCACAGGCUGAACACUCUAAACGAAUUCCCGUCUGUUGAAGUUCUGAACGAGAAGAGCCCGAGCCACAGUGCAUCCCAGGAUUCAUCUUUACCUGACUGUCAUUUUAGCACCAAUAACAACAGCUCUGCAGACGAUUUAAGAAAUGAGGAAGGAGAGGAGCAGCGGCCUUUGCCUCCUUCUCCAGCCUUGGUGGCUGAACCUAGGAACAACACGCAUGGAAACCCUCUGCUCAGGCGGCCGCAGUGGAACCAGAAGAAGUAAAAACCUCCCUGUGUUGGGUUUCAGACCAUCCACCAGUCAGCUCCCUUCCAGACCAGAUGGAUGAACGAACUCCGGAGGUUCUGUUCAUUCCUUUUAAUGAACUUCAGUUCAAAAUAAGCCAAAAUGGACAGAAUGACCUCACAGAAGUGAGCACACAGAGCACCAGAGUGAACUCUAUUUAUCUUUCUAGAGCAUUUUAUUCUGGGGAUUUUAAAAUCAAUUAAACUGUUUAAAUGAGGUUGUUUUUAUUUUUAAAAGCAAAUUGUUUGUUUUCUUGUAAAUAAUAACUGUUGUAUGAUGCCAUUGUUUUGCACCUGGUACCGAUGUGAUAAUUGGAUGCUGGCAACAGUAACGGACACUU